Molecule: messenger RNA, 1454 nt
Organism: Pelodiscus sinensis (Chinese soft-shelled turtle)
Lineage: Eukaryota; Metazoa; Chordata; Testudines; Trionychidae
Source: RefSeq, a predicted model, not a curated record
CGCAAGGCGGGACGUGCUGGGCUGGGGACUUCUUGGUGUGUCAAAAUGGCGGCGCCCAUGCUGAGGGGGGCGCUGUACGGAAUGCGGGCCGGGCGGGCGUUCGGUACCGCGGCUGCUCUCUGCAGGCGGGAAGCCCCUCUAGGGCCAAUGCCUAAUGAAGACAUAGAUGUCAGCAACUUGGAGGCAUUGGAGAAAUACCGCAGCUUUACUCGCUAUUUCAAAGUGGCUGAAAAGGAGAGUAAGAAGACUCAUUGGUGGCAAACAUACAGAAAGCAUAUCACACCAGUGCAAGAUGAAGAGGCAAAGAUAGACAUUGGCCUGCCUCGCUAUGGACAGCCAUGGGCAAAGAAACUGAAAGAGAGAAAAGAAAUACUGAAACACAACCACCAGAAUGCGGAAAUGGAAAAAGCAUCCCGCCUCAGGACACUGGUGAUUCCACUUGACGAAGUCAAAGCCGAGUGGGAGAAAACCAGUGGCCCGUUGCACAAGCAGCGUAUUGCUGAGCACUAUGGGAUAUACCGCGAUAUGUUUGAUGAAGCCACAUUCGUCCCCAGAGUGGUGCUGCGGGUAGAAUACAGUCUAGGUGAUGAGUAUGUCAUGCCCGUAUAUCAUGGGAACUUUGUGACACCCACCGAGGCUUCCAAUCCCCCAGAAGUGAUGUAUGAGGCAGAUGAAGGUUCUCUUUGGACUCUGCUGCUCACAAAUCUGGAUGGACACCUGCGAGACGCUGAUUCCGAGUAUGUCCACUGGCUGGUGACGAACAUUCCAGGCAACAAUAUAGAUUCAGGGAAGGAGAUUUGCCAUUACUUCCCUCCAUUCCCUGCCAAGGGAACUGGCUACCACCGCUUUGUCUUCAUCCUCUUCAGGCAGGACCGACCAAUUGAUUUCACUGAAGAUGUUCGGCCGACUCCAUGCCACAGUCUCAAGAUGAGAACUUUCAAGACCUUUGACUUCUAUAAGAAGCACCAGAACAACAUGACCCCAGCCGGGUUGGCAUUUUUCCAGUGCCAGUGGGAUGAUUCCGUUACUCAUGUCUUUCACAACCAUCUCAACAUGAAGGAGCCAGUGUUUGAGUUUGUGCGACCCCCUGUGUAUCAUCCCCGUCAGAAGAAGUUUCCACACCUGCAGCCUCUGAGGUACCUGGAUAGGUACAGGGACAGCCACGAGCCCACAUAUGGCAUUUACUAAGGCGUUUCCCACCACUCCAGGAGCUCCAAGCCACUGGGUCAGGAAUACUCUACCUUCUCGACGCGUGUCAAAUGCCUGUGCUGACGGGAACGUUCCAUGACUCUGGGAGAAGGGGGAUGUGAGCUUUCACAAUCACAGCAUGCUGUGGUCUAAGCUCGGAUUCAUUGACAACACUGGAAAGAAUGUAACGGAAGUUUGCCAAUAUUUCUGCUAUUGGUCGUUACCUUGGUCAAAAGCCUUGUUAAUAAAGGAUAUUGUGGCCAUGA